This is a messenger RNA of Cyprinus carpio (common carp), 2688 nucleotides long. It is a transcript of the gene slc23a4, whose product is annotated as Xan_ur_permease domain-containing protein. The coding region runs from base 334 to 2190 and encodes 618 amino acids. The record is from RefSeq and is a predicted model, not a curated record. Lineage: Eukaryota; Metazoa; Chordata; Actinopteri; Cypriniformes; Cyprinidae. Gene Ontology annotation, biological process: transmembrane transport. Gene Ontology annotation, cellular component: membrane. Gene Ontology annotation, molecular function: transmembrane transporter activity. The transcript is spliced from 12 exons.
UGCAAGGUGAUUAACAUGCAUGCAAAUGCACUGGUGCACAUACACACAUCUGUGUGUGUUAGUGUGUAUUCCUAAGCCAGAAUACAGAGCAGCACGUGGCUCUGGUCAGCUGCCUGUUAGUUGUGGUGUAAUUGAGUUCACAUGAGCAGCUGAUGGGUCCCAUAGCAUUUACAAUCAGCAGCAGAAUCCCCAAACCCUGUCCCGUGUCUCUGUUUUUACCCCUCCUUUCUCUUCUCUCGUCUCUUCUUUUUAUGCUGUCCUUAACUAGCUCUUGCCCUCUGUCUUAUUAGAGAUCACAUUUAGAAUUCUACACUGUCUCCUGCCUCCACACUCAUGGCUCCGGAGAAAACCAGUGACGGAUUGGACAACUAUGCAUUUACUGUUGAUGGUGUAGACCAUUUCUGUGAAUUACCGGAGAAUGAAAAUGGAAGUGAUCGUUUCUCAGAGGAGGGAGACAGUGGCAAGCUGGCAUAUUGUGUCACUGAUAUUCCACCGUGGUACCUUUGCAUCUUUUUGGGAAUUCAGCACUAUCUUACAGCUUUUGGUGGCAUCAUAGCCAUUCCUCUGAUACUGUCUCAGGGCCUCUGUCUACAACAUGACAGCCUCACGCAAAGUCACCUAAUCAGCACUAUUUUCUUUGUGUCUGGGGUGUGCACCUUACUGCAGGUCACUUUUGGAGUGAGGUUACCCAUUCUCCAGGGUGGAACUUUUACUCUCCUGUCACCCAGCAUGGCUUUGCUAUCAAUGCCUGAAUGGACCUGUCCAGCUUGGACACAGAACGCCAGCCUGGUCAACACCUCCUCACCUGAGUUCAUUAAUGUUUGGCAAAGCCGAAUGCAAGUGCUCCAAGGCUCGAUCAUGGUGGGCUCCCUAUUCCAAGUGCUAGUGGGAUUUUCCGGUCUAAUUGGCCUCUUCAUGCGUUUCAUUGGCCCUUUGACCAUUGCACCAACUAUUUCACUAAUCGGCCUAUCACUGUUUGACUCCGCUGGCAUGAACGCGGGACACCACUGGGGCAUCUCUUCCAUGACGACAUGUUUGAUUGUGAUUUUCUCGCAGUAUCUUCGCCAUAUUUCCAUCCCCUUCCCCAAAUACAGCAAAGCCAAGAAGUUUCACACCAGCAGGAUUUACAUAUUUCAGAUUCUGCCUGUCCUGCUAGGAAUCUCUCUGUCCUGGUUGAUUUGCCACCUUCUGACGAUCUACAAUGUCCUGCCCUCAGACCCUGAUAAAUAUGGCUAUCUAGCUCGAACUGACAUUAAAGGAGAUGUUAUGGGCAGGGCGCCUUGGUUCAGAUUUCCUUAUCCGGGUCAAUGGGGAGUGCCAACUGUUAGUCUGGCAGGAGUUUUUGGAAUCCUGGCAGGGGUCAUAUCAUCCAUGAUUGAGUCAUUGGGGGAUUAUCAUGCCUGUGCCAGAUUAUCUGGCGCCCCACCACCUCCCAGACAUGCCAUAAACAGAGGCAUUGCCAUGGAAGGCAUCGGGUGUCUGCUGGCAGGUGCCUGGGGAACAGGCAACGGAACCACCUCCUACAGUGAGAACAUAGGAGCCUUGGGUAUCACUAAGGUUGGCAGUCGCAUGGUGAUUGUGUGCAGUGGCUUUGUAAUGAUUAUAAUGGGAAUGUUUGGAAAAAUUGGAGCCAUAUUUACUACAAUGCCAACACCUGUUGUUGGAGGAAUGUUUCUGGUCAUGUUCGGGGUCAUUAUGGCUGCUGGUGUUUCAAAUUUACAGUAUACAGACAUGAACUCUUCGCGCAACAUCUUCAUCUUUGGAUUCUCCAUGUUCACUGGGCUUGCUAUUCCCAACUGGAUAAUGAAAAACCCCACAUCCAUAGCAACAGGAGUUGUUGAACUGGACCAUGUACUUCAAGUGCUACUGACAACCAGUAUGUUUGUUGGAGGAUUCUUUGGAUUUCUCCUUGAUAACACAAUACCUGGAACAAAACGUGAACGAGGUAUUAUUGCAUGGAACAAGGCCCACCAAAAUGAGUCAGACAACACCUUAGAAAGUGAUGACGUGUACGGGCUGCCCUUUGGAAUUAAUAGCUGCCUCUCCUCCUUCACAUGGACCAAAUAUGUGCCCUUCUGCCCUUCACACAAAGUCAGCAGACAGGACGACGCACCAACCAGUUUGGAUUCUUUAGACACCAAAACAGAGCCUACCAACGAUACACACAUUAUAGCGGGGGUGGCACUAUAGUCUGUGAUGGGGAUUUCCAUUUACAAACCCCAUGUACAUAAUUUAACUUUUAAUCUGAAGCACUGUGCAAAUAUAUCUCUCUAUAUUCAUAUAGCCCUCUAUGAAUCAUAUGUCACCAUAAUGUUAAUGUGAAUGAUUUUACUUCAGUUGUUAUUUUCAUCACUACUUAUUUUCACUGUAAAUAGUAUGUCUGAUAUGUAACCCAUCAUCUCAACUUUUUAUAAGUAAUAAAUUAUUAUUCUUCAUUUAGUAAGGAGGAUUUUUCUUUAUUUGCCAACCUGUGGCGUGCGGUAGUUCAAAUCAAUUGUGAAUCGGUUCGUUUGGACGCUUAUUCAUAAUAAACUUGGGGUGUUGUGCCCAAUUUUGACCCCCUGCCAAAUAAUUCCCCCCUCUCGUUCAAAUCGCUACCUAAUCCUAACCCCAACCCUAAUCCUAACCCCUCCUCCAAACCUACUCCUAAACCUACCAAUACUAGGGGGGUAAUAAUCUAGCAGGGGG